This is a messenger RNA of Funneliformis geosporum, 144 nucleotides long. The record is from the annotation of a GenBank genome assembly. NCBI's taxonomy places the organism in Eukaryota, Fungi, Glomeromycota, Glomeromycetes, Glomerales, Glomeraceae.
UAUCAGAAUAAAAAAGAACUUCUUACUAGUAUUGAAAAUAUGUACAGUCUAUUCUAUACAUUAUCUAAAGAAGAGCGACCUAUGGCUGAAGAAGAAAUUGACAAAAUAAUAGAAGAGCUAAUUGCUAAUGAUAAUAUUGAAUAA